Dentiscutata erythropus is the source of this 1616-nucleotide messenger RNA. Lineage: Eukaryota; Fungi; Glomeromycota; Glomeromycetes; Diversisporales; Gigasporaceae. The record is from the annotation of a GenBank genome assembly.
GCAUGAAUAAGGUUUUUACAUUUUUUGAACAUUAUUUUUCAUGUUUACCUACAAUUUUUUCAAAUGGCUCGAUUAAAAAUUCCGAAGCUCAAACAGUUGCUGUGGAACCAAAUUAUAAGCCAAUAAAUAUACGAUUAGAGUUAAUUCAAACAAAUAACGGUUUUGAAAUAAAACGUAAUGAUUUGACCGAUUCUGUGGAUUCACGUUUAAAAAAAGAAAAGCCAAUAAAUAUAAGGUUGGAAGUGGAUCCCACAAAUAACUCUAUCGAAAUUAAGCCUAAUGAUUCAACCAAUAAUGAUUCAAUCAAUAACUCGACAAGUUCAAAUUCAUCUAAAAAUUCAAUAAAUAUACAAUUGGAAUUGGUUCCUGUGAAUAAUGUGAUUAACUCGAAUGAUUCUCGACCAACUAAUAAUGAAUUUGUAGAUAUAGCGCUUCCUAAAAGUAAUACAACCAAAUCAAAAUCUAUUAUAAAUCCAAAUUGUAUCUCAAAAUAUCCACAAUUAGCUGACAAUGUACUAUUUUGUAUUCAAUUGGAAGAAACUCCCAAAAAUAUUUUUACAGAUCCGUCUUAUAAUCAAGUCAAUUCAAAAUCAAUUGAAAAUGAUUCUACAAAUAUUCAAUUGAAAGCUCUACAACCCCCCCCUGAGGAUGUUCAUGUUGAAAGAAAAUUAAAUGUUUCUGAUGUUUUAAAUAAGAGCAAAAGUUAUCAUCCCAUAAAAUUACAGUCAAUUCAAAAUAUUAUACCAGAAGAAAUGCAUUUGAAUAAUGCAAUGGAUAUAGAACAUGAUUCAAUCGAUAUUCUGGAUUUACAAUUGAUUGUAAAUCCUGAAGAUGUUCCUAUUGAAAAAGAAUUAACUGUUUCUGUUAUUUUAAAUGAGAGAAAAGAUGUUCUACCGGAAGAGUUACAUUUGAAAAAUACAGUAGAAAUAAAAUAUGAUUCAGAUGGUUUCACAAUUUACGAUAAUUCAAGUGAAACAGGCCAUGCUUCAACAGAUGAUUGGAAUCAAAAUAAUUUUUUAAAUGAUUGGACUGAUGAUUGGAAUCAAAACCAUAUUUCGACUGAUGACUGGGCCGAUGAUUCGAAUCGUCAAGAUCAUUCGGCUGAUGUCUGGGACGUAGAUUACUUUACUGAUGACCUUAAAGUAAUUCAUGUGGAUGAUAAUGUUUCAACUGACAAUUGUACUGAUGAUGAUUUGAGUCAUAAAGAUCAUUUAGUCGAUGUUUGGGAUUUAGACUAUUUUACCGAUACUUUAAACGAUGUGGAGGAUUUGACUGAUAUUGUUAUCUUUAAUGAAGAAGAUCCAACCGAUUUUCUUAAUUCAAAAGAUGAUGAUGUAAAAGUGCCAAUUAUUAUUCCAACUAUUGAUUUAAAAGUGCAUCAAUUAUGCCCAAGUGAAUUAUUAUCUACAGUUUGGGAUUGGUAUGUUAAUAUGACUGAUGAUUCAGAAAUUCAAAAACAAUUUGCUAAUUCUGAUAAAAAAAUUAAAUUAAGAACUAUGGAUAAAUUUCAAAUUUAUUCUGAAGCUAAAUAUACUAGCAAAUUUAUUCGUACUGAUCAUAUUAUUAUUUAUGAUACCCUUCCAUCAAAACCAAUUUGUACACUUGAUAUAGAUUAA